Olea europaea var. sylvestris is the source of this 638-nucleotide messenger RNA. RefSeq lists its product as uncharacterized. The coding region runs from base 42 to 521 and encodes 159 amino acids. The record is from RefSeq and is a predicted model, not a curated record. The transcript has 3 exons. NCBI's taxonomy places the organism in Eukaryota, Viridiplantae, Streptophyta, Magnoliopsida, Lamiales, Oleaceae.
CACACUUACCAUAAUUUCAGCAUAAAAACAGUGAAAGAAAAAUGAACCCAUUUACCAAAGGGGUUAUCAUCAAUGUCUACAUUGAAUCAUCACAAAUUCCUUCACCAAAUAGAAAAAAUGGCUCCAUCAAGAUGAUCAAUCCAAAUCCAUUUUGUUCCAAGACUGCAGGAUAUGAUCGUCGUAGGCAACUCCUUGAAUAUGCUCAAGAAUUAAGGCAUGGUAAUGAUCCACUUGCACAAGGGCCCCAAAAGAAUUCGAGGCCAAAACACAAGAAAUGCAGAUGGUCACUUCCAAUGCAAAGGAUCAAAUUAUUAUUUUCGGGAUUUCCUCGAAGAACAAGGCAAUGGAAGUAUGAGCGAAUUAGCACCGAGAAGUACAGUGAUGCUGAAGGAUCAAGCAAUCAAGAAAGGAGAAAAACUAAAGCCAAAGGCAGAAAAUCAGAUUCUCAUUUUUGUAAGAAACUGAAGAUUUUCUUGAAGGAAAUAUCGCAUUCAUGGCAAUGCAACAGAGGAAAUUGCUGAUUUAUUUGUUUUUUGUUAGAAGAAUCAGGUUGGGAGAUUUUGGCAGUUAAAUUUUCCUAUUCAAUAAUUUAUUCUGCAACUUUAUAUGUUUGGUGAACUUUAUUCAAAAAAAUUAUC